Cokeromyces recurvatus is the source of this 483-nucleotide messenger RNA. RefSeq names its product translation protein SH3-like domain-containing protein. The transcript is spliced from 2 exons. NCBI's taxonomy places the organism in Eukaryota, Fungi, Mucoromycota, Mucoromycetes, Mucorales, Mucoraceae. Gene Ontology annotation, biological process: positive regulation of translational elongation; positive regulation of translational termination. The record is from RefSeq and is a predicted model, not a curated record. The coding region runs from base 1 to 483 and encodes 160 amino acids. Gene Ontology annotation, molecular function: translation elongation factor activity; RNA binding; ribosome binding.
AUGUCUGACAACCAAGAUCAUCACGAGCAAACCUUCGAAACUGCCGAUGCCGGUGCUUCUCUUACCUAUCCCAUGCAAUGUUCUGCCUUGAGAAAGAACGGCCACGUUGUCAUUAAGGGUAGACCUUGUAAGAUUGUUGAUAUGUCUACCUCCAAGACCGGUAAGCACGGUCACGCUAAGGUUCACUUGGUUGGUAUUGAUAUCUUCACUGGCAGAAAAUACGAAGAUCUCUCUCCUUCCACCCACAACAUGGAUGUCCCUAACGUUACUCGUCAAGAUUAUGCUCUUAUCAACAUUGAUGAUGGUUACCUUUCUUUGAUGUUGAACGACGGUACUACCAAGGAUGAUGUCAAGCUCCCCGAAGGUGAACUUGGUGAAAAGAUGGAAGAAGAAUUCGAAGAAGGCAAGGAAUUGAUUGUUUCCGUUGUCUCUGCUAUGGGUGAAGAACACGCUUUGUCUUACAAGGAAGCCCCCAAGGCUUAA